AUGGAUGAGACGGUAGCCUUGUUAGGAAGGACACAUCAAAAACCAUCCUCAUGGUAUCCUAUUUUCACCAUGUUUUUAGUGGCAUUCUCUGGAGGCGCUCUACUUGCACCCCAUGCUCAAUUUUACACAGAAAUUUUCUGCAGCAGAUACUACAAGUCAGAAUCUGAUUUCACUUUACCUGCCAAUUGUUCAAUACCACCUAUCCAAAAAACCGUUUCCAAAGCACAAGCUUUAAUCAUGUUUUUAACUUACGGAUCCAGUCGCGUACUUGUAUUAAAAAUAUCCACCUGGGGUACACUUAUUUACGUCUCGUGUGAUUUACUUACCGCCAAAUACCAUGAAACCAUUGGUAUCUCCUUGUUAUUUAUCGGUCCCUUGUUACGUGGUUUAAUGGCUGGUGAAGCCGUACUUAUGGCGGCCGUCCAAGCUUACAUUGCCGAUUCCACAGACCCUUCCUCCAGAACUGUAAUCUUUGCAAGGCUAAUGUCAAGUUUGUUUAUUGGUGCUGCAAUCGGUCAAAUCACAACACCACCACCACCCAAGACCAGUCUUUGGGCCAAACUCAAUAUUUUUUCUGCCCUUGACAUCCUACUAAACAAAAAACCUUUACCGCAUAUGAAACGUUAUACUUUACCGUUUAUUGCGCUUUCCGAAUUCUUGUUAACACUUGUCAAACGUCCACCCUUGUUAUUGUAUGCCAUGUUAAAAUUCAAUUGGACCGCGUAUGAGGGCAGUGUCUUUUACACCUACGCUUCACUCAUGCGGCUUUUUAUCAUGAUUGGCGUCUUACCACUUCUCACCAAAGUCUUUGUGCGUCCUCGUGCAUCUUCAGCACUCUCCUUUGAUAUCUGGAUGGUGCGAGGUGGCAUUGGCAUGGACGCCAUCUGUUUGGCUUUAUCUGGCUUGGCUUCCAACGUGACCUUGUUUGUCUUGGCCGGCAUGUUACAGAGUGUCUCCAUGCUGGCACAACCUUCCAUUCGCAGUUUACUCACCAAUCUGGUGGAACCAAAUAAAGUGGGCGAGCUUUUGGGUGCCAUGGCUAUCCUUGACUCUAUUGCUAUGGUGAUCGCGCAUUUGGGCGUAAAUACGAUAUAUAGUGCUUCAGUAGAAACCAUGCCCAAUCUGACUUUUUACCUGUGUGCAGACAUUGCUGCUGCCUCUUGUUUAGCUGCCUUUUUUGUGCAAGAGAGUAACGAUCAACAAAUAGUUGAAGAUGAAGAACACAUUAAUAUCACCACUCAUAAAUUAUCUACCGUGUAA
Mucor mucedo is the source of this 1260-nucleotide messenger RNA. RefSeq lists its product as uncharacterized. The transcript is spliced from 7 exons. Gene Ontology annotation, cellular component: membrane. Gene Ontology annotation, molecular function: transmembrane transporter activity. Gene Ontology annotation, biological process: transmembrane transport. Bases 1 to 1260 code for a protein of 419 amino acids. The record is from RefSeq and is a predicted model, not a curated record. Lineage: Eukaryota; Fungi; Mucoromycota; Mucoromycetes; Mucorales; Mucoraceae.